Messenger RNA from Xenopus tropicalis (tropical clawed frog), 1828 nucleotides. RefSeq names its product acetyl-CoA acyltransferase 1 (gene acaa1). The coding region runs from base 37 to 1296 and encodes 419 amino acids. Lineage: Eukaryota; Metazoa; Chordata; Amphibia; Anura; Pipidae. The transcript has 12 exons. Gene Ontology annotation, cellular component: peroxisome. The record is from RefSeq and is marked provisional. Gene Ontology annotation, molecular function: acetyl-CoA C-acetyltransferase activity; acetyl-CoA C-acyltransferase activity; acetyl-CoA C-myristoyltransferase activity.
GCUCUCUGGGGCAGGGAGGAAUCUGACAGGGACGCCAUGCACAGGGUUCGGGUAGUGCUGGGACACCUGCCGGCAAACUCUAGGGGAAUAUGGGCCGAGAACAGCUCAGCGGCCGCGGACAAGUCCCAGGACAUUGUCAUAGUUGCCGGCCGGAGGACCCCCAUCUGCAAAGCUAAAAGAGGGGGCUUUAAGGAGACCACCCCCGAUGAGCUGCUUUCUGCUGUCAUGACUGCUGUCCUGAACGAUGUGAAUCUGAACCCUGAACUGCUGGGGGAUAUCUGUGUGGGAAAUGUAUUACAGCCGGGAGCAGGGGCAUUGGUGGCAAGGAUUGGCCAGUUCUUAAGUGGGAUUCCCGAGAGCGUCCCCUUGCAUGUAGUGAACAGACAGUGCUCCUCCGGCCUGCAGGCUAUCAUCAACAUCGCCGGUGGCAUCAGAAAUGGCUCAUAUGACGUUGGUUUGGCCUGUGGGGUGGAAUCAAUGAGCCUGAGAAGCGUGGGGAAUCCCGGAGAUAUCAGCUCUCGCACUAUGGACUUCAGUAAAGCCAGAGACUGCCUGAUCCCCAUGGGGAUUACCUCUGAAAAUGUUGCAGAAAGAUUUGGAAUCACCAGAGAGAAACAGGAUUCCUUGGCUCUGGCCUCCCAACAAAGGGCGGCGGCUGCUCAGAGAUCAGGGCGCUUUAAAGAGGAAAUUGUUCCCAUAACCACCACCUUCACCGACGAUCAGGGCAACACCAAGACCAUAACGGUGACUGAAGAUGAGGGCAUCAGGGCAAGUACCACCAUGGAGGGGCUCGGCCGGCUAAAAGCAGCGUUCAAGGAAGGGGGCAGCACCACCGCCGGAAAUUCCAGUCAGGUCAGUGACGGCGCGGCGGCGGUGCUGAUGGCCAAACGCUGCAAGGCUGAGCAGUUAGGGCUCCCCAUACUGGGGGUGCUGAGGUCAUUUGCGGUGGUCGGUGUCCCUCCUGAUGUCAUGGGCAUAGGGCCGGCGUAUGCCAUACCCGCGGCUUUGCAGAAAGCAGGUUUAUCCGUGCACGACAUUGAUGUCUAUGAAAUUAAUGAAGCGUUUGCCAGCCAGGCUGCGUAUUGUGUAGAGAAACUGGGGAUCCCCCUGGAGAAAGUGAACCCUAAUGGUGGCGCCAUUGCCCUGGGACACCCCCUGGGCUGCACGGGAGCACGCCAGACUGUCACCUUGCUCAACGAGCUCAAGAGAAGAGGGAAGAGGGGAUUUGGGGUUGUAUCCAUGUGUAUAGGAACGGGAAUGGGUGCGGCCGCCGUGUACGAAUACCCGGGGCAUUAGUGCUCAAAUGAACCCCCUGACAGAGACGUUCCGCCCGCAGUCUGAAGGAAUUCAUUUUGGGAGAGCGAUGGAGACCCCCGUUACCGGUUUCUUCAGCAAAUCUUAAUAGUAAUAAUAAUAAAAAUGCAACUAACUGUGAUAAUUGGAGCCCCCCCUGGGCUACCCUGUCAAUAACUGGGCUACCUGUCAUAGGGCUGUGGCCAGUGAAAAUCACACAAAAUCAUUCUCACCCUGUUUGAGACCAAGUCGAUUUCUAUUGGUUCCCAGGGAUGGGGAUUCCUGUAUUAGCGCUGCUAAUGAACUGAAUCAUGGGUAAUUUAGACCCUAAUUAGCCUUCUGUGUUACCUCCCACGGAACAGGCAGCUAUGGUUCCCUAAUGUCAUGGCUGCCAGCCGUGGGUGGGGCUCACUGUUUGCUGCUUAACCCUUUCACUGUCCUUUUUUCUAAGAAAUAUUUCAUAUGGGAUAUGUUUAAAAAAAUAAUUUCAUGAUCCGCAAGGUGAUUAUAUUAAUAAAGAAAAGCACUUACAGAC